AUGGAUAAAGAUUUGCGAGAUACUUUCAGCUCAACAAAUGUUGAAGACGUUGUCCUGGACUUUCAGAACUUGAUGCAUUAUUGCGCUCUGGAUGUGGAAGCCACUUUUGCUGUCGCUCAAAAACUAUACCCCCAGUUCCGAGCGAAGACUCCGCAUCCCGUUUCGUUUGCGGCGCUCAAACUGUUGGGCUCGCUUGUUUUGCCUACAACGAAAAAAUGGAACAACUACAUCGAAAGCGCCGAAAAAGUGUACGACGAAAACCGAAACGCUGUAUCUUCGAUUUUGAAAGAGCGUGCCAACGAACUUAUCCGCUUUAUUGAAGAGCAAAACGACCUGCUCAAACCAGACUACGAAAGCGAUCCAUGGCUCAAACAGCUAAACUGGACAUUGAAAGCCCAACGAUUGAAGAAAGACGGUUCACCUUAUGCCAAACAAGCUUUCCUCACAGGAUAUCCCGAAUGGUAUCGGGAUCUAUUCAAAACGUCUUCAGAGACAGGCCAGAAAGAAAUGAAUCUCAGCGUCCGAUCUCGAAUUACACCUUUGCUUUUACGCUUGAAGUGGGAGGGAAAUCCUCUAAUCUGGACAGAGUCUGCAGGUUGGUGCUUCAAAGUACCCUUUACAGAUGAGAAAGUCGACGAAAUGCUUUCAAAAAAUUACACAAAGGCACAACUUAGCGAAGAGGAUUUCGAAAGUUUGCUCCCUGAACUUCGUGAUGGCUAUCAGCCCUACGAACUCUUUAAAGUACCUCAUCCAGAUGGACCGAAAAAGCGGUGUACGCUCAUCAUGUCAAAGAGCUAUUUACGUUACUUUGAGAGUGGCGUGUUGACUUCCGAAUAUGAUUAUGCCAAGGAGAUUUUGAACUUGAAUGCAACUGCAUCGUAUUGGAUGGGUAACAGAGCCCGUAUUCUUGACCAGUUUGUGGUAUUUGCGGAUCCAAAAGCAGAAAAAAACAACUUCUUUGGUACGAAAAAGCAGCUGAAAGAACACAAAGAUAUGGGGAUCAUUUUACCAAAACUUUGUACCAUGGGAACUAUCACCAGACGGGCAACAGAAAACACGUGGCUCACAGCUUCCAAUAGCAAAGCCAACCGGAUCGGAUCGGAACUUAAGUCAUUGAUAGAGGCACCAAAAGGUUAUGUAUUCGUUGGUGCUGAUGUGGAUUCAGAAGAACUUUGGAUUGCUUCUCUCAUUGGAGAUUCAAUGUUCAAGAUCCAUGGAGGAACUGCUUUAGGCUGGAUGACGCUAGAAGGUGACAAAAACCAGAAGACCGAUUUGCACUCAAAAACUGCAGACAUUAUGGGAAUCCUGAGAAAUGACGCUAAAGUCUUCAACUACGGUCGUAUUUACGGUGCUGGUGUGAAAUUUGCCACUCGUCUUUUGAAACAGUGCAAUGCUAAUCUUAGCGACGCUGAAGCUGAGCGACUUGCCAAAGAGUUGUACGAGAAAACAAAAGGGCUUGCAAGCCAUUCGAAGAUUUUCAAGCGGCGUGUUUAUCACGGUGGAUCAGAGUCGGUGAUGUUCAAUGCCCUCGAAGCCAUUGCAUACCAAGAGCAUCCUAGGACACCAGUCCUUGGUGCUUCAAUCACAGACGCACUCACGCAGAAAUACUUGAACAAGAACAACUACUUAACGUCACGUAUUAACUGGACCAUUCAGAGCAGUGGGGUGGAUUACCUCCAUCUCCUUAUUGUUUCCAUGGACUACUUGAUCGAGAAGUUUAAACUAGAUGCGCGGCUCAUGAUUACAGUGCACGACGAAGUUAGAUACAUGGUGAAGGAAGAGCAAAGACUCAUGUGUGCAUUGCUUCUCCAAAUCAGCAAUUUGUGGACAAGAGCCAUGUUUUGCGAGCAAUUGGGCAUCAAGGAACUUCCACAGUCUUGUGCAUUUUUUUCUGAGGUUGACAUUGACUUUGUCUUGAGAAAGGAGGUGGGAACAGAAUGUAUCACACCUUCGCAUCCAGAUCCUAUUGCGCCAGGAGAGUCUUAUGACAUCAUCAAGUUACUCGACAGUUUUGAUUAUGCCAGUGCUCUUGCAGAGCGCAAACUGUCGUUGACGAACAUUAAGAGUUUCAACUACCGUUCAAGAAGGUCUGUUAUUGAGAGCUUGGACGAUGAGGCAAACACUGACGUGAAGAUUGGAAAGUUGCGUUUGCAAAAUUCGGUCACAAAGGAUGAGUGGAAAGCAAACGUUGGAAACUUAAUGAGACAAUCAAGGCUUUACAUGGAAGCGCCAAUACAACCAAGCAAGCCAGAGAAAACAGCCAAACCCAGGAGCAAAAGAAAGAAUGAAGUAGACACCAAUAGCCCUAAGGAUACAAAGGGACAGAAACCGAACAGCGACAAAAAAUUCAGCAAGUCCAUGAAACCUAAAAGACAGGUUGAUGAAGAUGACUAUUUCAUGAGCCAAGACGGCGAUGAAGUUUUGAGAAGAGAAAUCGAAGAGUCUAUUGCUAAGCUGGGGAAAAGCUGGCCCUCUAUGGGUAGCUCUGCGUUCAAAAAUGAUCCUAUGUCCACUUGGACGGGCGAGAGCAUAAUUUUUCGGGCCAAAAGCAAACAGACUGGGCUCAAUCGAGUCCCAGUUGCAAAGUAUCUGAGUUUGAAUCUACUGGGUUCCAGCCGCAAUGGGCCAAUUGCUACUUACAAUAUGUUCUCGACGAGAAAGGUGAACAAACCUUCCCACACUUUGACAUCUAAUUACUCGGCCAUAGACGAGAAGAAGUUGGAUUCCAAUUUCAGACGACGAUCGCAAGCAGAAUUGAAAGGAGAUGUACGGCGACGACGACGACGAACGUGA
Molecule: messenger RNA, 2793 nt
Organism: Clavispora lusitaniae ATCC 42720
Lineage: Eukaryota; Fungi; Ascomycota; Pichiomycetes; Serinales; Metschnikowiaceae
Product: DNA-directed DNA polymerase gamma
Biological process (GO): mitochondrial DNA replication
Cellular component (GO): gamma DNA polymerase complex; mitochondrion
Molecular function (GO): 3'-5' exonuclease activity; DNA-directed DNA polymerase activity; DNA binding
Source: RefSeq, a predicted model, not a curated record